Aspergillus calidoustus is the source of this 936-nucleotide messenger RNA. NCBI's taxonomy places the organism in Eukaryota, Fungi, Ascomycota, Eurotiomycetes, Eurotiales, Aspergillaceae. The record is from the annotation of a GenBank genome assembly.
AUGAAGAUUGCUUCUUUCUGGGUGUCUAUCGCCCUAUUAGCGCCACAGGCUCUAGCAGAAGCCACAACGACAUCUGCUACGUCCACUACCUCUACUGCCGCGGCGGCAACCUGUACAGCUUCCCUUAUCACCAGUCUCUGCGACUACACGGAACCCGACGAAGGAACCGGCGUCGCCAGCGACGGUGCGGCCUCCUGCUGGGAGUAUUGCAACGACAACCCUCCUUGCGACUUUGUUAUCUUCCUCGAGGGCAACCCGUACCUGGGCACCGGCACAUGCUGGCUGUACCCAGGUGAAACCUAUGAUGAGAGCCAAGGCAGUUCGGAAGGCUGCAACAACCCUUACCUAGAUGUCUACGACAAGCCCGAGUGUUCUGGAGGCAGCCCAACCUCCACUGCCGGCACCUGCGAAGCCACCGCGUCUCCAUCUGCUAUUGCCUCGGUCUGCGGGUACCCUAAUCCCGGUGAUGAUUGCUUCUACGACUGUGCUGCUAGCUCGGGCGCCUCGCACUGUCUGAGUAUGUGUGCUGAGCGCGACGCCUGCAACUAUGUCGUCUUCAACCCGCACAAUCCGAGCAACUCGCCGUAUCGGUCGGGCACCUGCUGGAUGUAUCCGAACGGUACAUAUGACGCUGAUGCUGCGUCCGAUUGUGACGGCGAGCCUGAGCAGUUUGUGUAUGAGAACGUGUGUCCUAAGCCGUCGCCUUCGUCAUCGUCCUCCGAGGCCGCUUCGUCGACCUCCGUUUCAUCGUCUCCGACGGAGAGCUCGAGUGGCGCUGAAAGUGCAACCCCUACUUCGGGCAUAGAUUCAACUGCCAUUGCUGCUGAGGAGGGAACUACUACCGAUGAGAAUUCGGCGCCUUCUGGCAUCUCGCUCACUAUGCCUUUGGCUAUGGCUAUGGGUGUGGCUAUGGUAAUGUGGCAGGCCCUUGGAUGA